AUGCUACAUGAGAAAAAUAACAGACGGCCGCGGCGCGCCGGGCCAGAGCGCAAGCCUCGCCAGGCCUACAGCGCCAAACAGCUGGAACGACUCGAAGCCGAGUUCAAACUGGACAAGUACCUCAGCGUCUCUAAACGAAUGGAACUAUCCAAAGCCCUCGGCCUCACGGAAGUACAGAUCAAAACCUGGUUCCAAACGAGAACGAAGUGGAAAAAGCAGCUCACGUCACGGCUAAAAAUUGCGCAGAGACAGGGACUAUUUCCAGGCCAGAUAUUCGGUCACGCAUCACAAGCGUAUUCACUGUUGAAUCCAUAUGCUUACGCCCCGCUUAGUUGUGUGUUUACUCCAGUAACAUUGCCGUCUAGUCCGCCGUAGGGUUGUGAA
Molecule: messenger RNA, 384 nt
Organism: Leguminivora glycinivorella
Lineage: Eukaryota; Metazoa; Arthropoda; Insecta; Lepidoptera; Tortricidae
Product: homeobox protein ceh-19-like
Biological process (GO): regulation of DNA-templated transcription
Molecular function (GO): DNA binding; DNA-binding transcription factor activity, RNA polymerase II-specific
Source: RefSeq, a predicted model, not a curated record